Exaiptasia diaphana is the source of this 1884-nucleotide messenger RNA. RefSeq lists its product as uncharacterized. NCBI's taxonomy places the organism in Eukaryota, Metazoa, Cnidaria, Anthozoa, Actiniaria, Aiptasiidae. The record is from RefSeq and is a predicted model, not a curated record. The coding region runs from base 130 to 1884 and encodes 584 amino acids. The transcript is spliced from 10 exons.
UGUGGAUGUAACAGGUGAAACAAGCACCACAAGCUUCCUUUCAGACUGCAUGCAGUCUGUAAAUCCACUAUAUGGUUCAUUAUGUGGCAAUCCAUUUGAUGACGGAACAAUUAGUGGUGAUUCAUCAGCAUGUUAAGUGACAGCAAUCAAGGUUCAGAUAGUGAUAGCUCUGGCAGUAGUGAUGAAGAAUUCAGGUCUGACAGUGAUUCCCCUAGUUGUGACAGUGCUACAGUAACAGCUUUGGAUAUUCAAGGAGAAUUAGAAAUUACAAUGUCUGACAGUGAUUCCCCUAUUUGUGACAGUGCCACAGUUACAGCUCUGGAUAUUGAAUCAGAAAUUACAAUGUCCGACAGUGAUACCCGUUGUGACAGUGCCACAGUUGGAGAAGAGGUGAUGGAAGUAGUGCGAGGACAAGAACAAGAAAGAAAUGAUGAUCCAGUGUAUGGCCCAGAAACAAUGAAAGAAAGCCUGGAUAAGUUGAAAGAAGCCAUAAAUGAUAAAUUUGAAGAUGUAAAGAAACUCAAGCAUGAUGUAAAACAUUUUGAGAAGUUUAUAGACUUUCAAAGGGUUAUUGCUGAGGUAGCUCAAAUAGAGGAACUAUUCCAUGGUAAAUGCCAAGUGGCAGAAUGCACAAACAACAGAAAAAUUACCUAUCGAAAAAUUGAGAAUGGUGUUCUAACUAUUUCUUACUCUUGCCCCGAUGGCCACAGUGGAAUGUGGCAUUCUUCAUCACUACAAGGGCACAAGAGAGGACAACGGAUGUUUGCUAUUUCAACACUGCUAUCUUCAUCUGUACUAGUAACUGGCAAUAAUUUUGAUAAAGUGGAAUUGUUGUUUAAAUUUCUCAACUGUGCUUUUGUUUCAAAGAGCACCUUUAAUCGUAUGCAGUCAUUUUAUGCAGUACCGGCCAUUGCCGAGAUGUGGAAGAACAUGAAAGAUGGAUUAGAAGAUAUUUAUAAGAAUGAGACAGUGGUGUUAUGCGGCGAUGGCAGAAUGGACUCCCCAGGUUUCAGUGCAAAGUAUUGUGUCUAUUCAAUAAUGGAACAACACUUGGGGGUAAUCCUGGACAUGGAAAUAGUAGACAAAAGGGAGGCUGGGGGUACAUCAACUGUUAUGGAGAAGAUAGGUCUUAAGAGGCUGUUGGAGAGGCUCAUGCAUAAGAUCAACAUAGGAGAACUUACAACUGAUGCAUCAUCAACUGUUAUAAAACUUGUACGUGAUUUAAAAGGUCUUCACAGUAAUAAACUAAAGCAGCUUGUUCACUCCUUGGAUAUCUGGCACAAAGCAUGCAAACUUACUGCAAAACUGACAAAGGCUGCCAAAAUAAAGGGAAAUGAGGACAUACGUCAGUGGAUUGAGCCAAUUCGAAACCACUUCUGUCAUUGUGCUGAGAUUGCUAGUGGAAGUGAAAAUGACUUAAAAAAUGCAUGGCUUGGAAUUGUACAUCACAUAUGUGGUGAACAUGAGUGGGCUGAAGGAAAGUGUGCUCAUGGGCCUCUGACAGAACUUGAAAAUAGCAAGAAGUGUUUGUCACAAGGUUCCAAGUCUUUUAAAGCAGUACAAGACAUUAUUCUCAAUCACAAGUGGCUGGACUCCCUUAAGUUUUAUGUGUACUUUAGGCAUACAGGGCAGCUAGAGAGCUUCAACUCCAUGAUGCUCAAAUAUGCACCAAAGAGGAAUGCAUUUAGCUAUGAUGGAUUCACUGCCCGUGUACAACUUGCAGCAAUGGACCACAAUUUCCAUCUCUUUCGUCCAGUCAUUCCAGGAAGAGGAAAGAAAGUCUACUCUAAGCGAUCAAAGAAUUGGAGGAUCCAGUCUGUGAAGAAAGAAAAAACAUACAAAUUCUNAACAAAAUUUUACUACUUUAGCAUGAUAGUCAAAUAA